Penicillium lagena is the source of this 2493-nucleotide messenger RNA. Its product is annotated as lysophospholipid acyltransferase family protein. Gene Ontology annotation, cellular component: mitochondrial membrane. NCBI's taxonomy places the organism in Eukaryota, Fungi, Ascomycota, Eurotiomycetes, Eurotiales, Aspergillaceae. The coding region runs from base 1 to 2493 and encodes 830 amino acids. The transcript is spliced from 3 exons. The record is from RefSeq and is a predicted model, not a curated record.
AUGCCGGAUCCCAAGUCGGUCAUCCCCGACGACCAUUCGGCUCCCGACCUGGAGAUUGUCGGCGACAAGGUUACGAUUCACCCCUCCGGUUUUACAGGUGGCCCCGACCUGCAAGAUGACCAGAUUACCGAACGCAACCUGGUGCGCCAUAUGGCGCGCUUUCGUGCAAACCCCCUUGACUUCCUGCGCGAAGUGAGCCUGUAUAUGUCCGGCUCCGGCUGGCGUGCGUACGACGAUAUUAUUGGACAACCUGUGUUCUAUCCGGGGUUCUCCGACAGAAUGAAGUCUUUAAUUCUCGAUAGCCCGCUGCUGAAGAACAAGGUCACCGAGUUGGCAAGCACUCGCCUCGCAGUGGAGGAGAAGGAAGGGUUAUUAGCCAUCCACGAGGGCAAUACGCCCGAGGAGAAGCGCACUCGCCGCAAGAAUGAAAUUGAAGACAACCUCAAGCAGGUAGUGGACCGAAUGAUGGACAAUAUGAUCUGCAAGAUGGAAAGCAAGAGGUUCAUUCGGGGCGCAUACUACAUGUGCACUCAGCUCUUGACCCGUGCCUACCACCAAGGGAUCCAUGUCUCCAGCGAGGAAGUUCUACGUCUGAGAUCGGUCGCCGAAGCGGCUGCGCAGAAGAAACAAUCGAUUGUCUUCUUGCCCUGUCAUAAGUCUCAUGUCGACUACGUCUCUCUCCAGCUCGUCUGCUAUCGGCUAGGCAUUGGUUUGCCUGUGGUCGUGGCUGGUGAUAAUUUGAAUAUCCCGCUGUUAGGACCAUUCCUGCAGCAUGCAGGUGCUAUGUGGAUCCGCCGAAGCUUUGGGAACGAUCCUCUUUACAACACGGUUGUGCAAGCUUAUAUCGACACGCUUCUGCAGCAAGGGUUCAACUUUGAAUGCUUCAUUGAAGGUGGCCGCUCCCGAACCGGCAAGCUUCUUUCCCCGAAAUUCGGAAUCCUCAGUUUCAUUCUAGACAGUUUGUUAUCGGGCCGAGUUGAGGAUACGAUUAUCUGUCCUGUGAGCACUCAAUAUGAUAAGGUCAUUGAGACUGAGUAUGCCGCCCUUGUUGGUCAACCUGUUGAACUGGAUACUGACGAACAUUGCAGAUCGUACAUCAGUGAACUCCUUGGACAGCCGAAGCAAAAGGAAAGUUUGUCCGAUCUCCUCUCGUCAUCCUCGGUCCUAUCAUUGAAGUUGGGCCGCGUUGAUGUCCGUUUCCACGAGCCAUGGAGUCUAAGAGAGUUCCUCACACAACAACUUACCCGGCUGGACAUCCCAAGCACGAAAGUCACCCAGAAACUGUCUUAUACUGACCGAGGUCGAAUCUUGAGAACCCUGGGAUAUCGAGUGCUGUCAGAGAUUAACGAUGUGUCCGUGAUGAUGCCAACGGCUCUUGUAGGAACGGUUCUUCUGACGUUGCGCGGACGUGGAGUUGGUAAGGGCGAGUUGGUCCGACGGUUGGACUGGCUCUGUGAUCGUGUGCGCGCCAAAGGUGGCAGAGUGGCCCACUUUUACCGCUCGCCAACGGAGAUGGUGGUUGACCGCGCAUUGGACGUGAUGGGGCCGAAACUUGUAGGCGAGGUCGCUGGCCUGGUUGAACCCACCUACUAUGCGGUCGACCGUUUCCAACUUUCCUUCUAUCGCAAUAUGCUGAUCCACCUCUUUAUCACCGAGGCGUUGGUCUCUGCUGCCAUGUACACAAAGAUUAAGCAGGGUGGCGGGCCAGCUAACCAACGAAUCACGUACGAAGCCCUGAGAAACCAGGUUUCUUUCCUUUCGCAGCUUUUCCGUGGCGAGUUCAUCUUCCCGCCGGAUGGUUUGGCCACCAAUUUCGAGAAUACCCUGCGCGUUCUUGAAAAGGAUGAUGUGAUCAAGAUCACCCGGGACAACUCUGGAACGCCAAUUUACGUCGAGUUAAGCGAUAAGGAACGAUCCUGUGGACGCGAGAACUAUGAUUUCUACUGUUUCUUGAUCUGGCCCUUUAUAGAGGCUUCCUGGCUCGGUGCAGUCUCUCUCCUCGGACUCACGCCGCCGGUUGACGGACCAAAUGACGUAUGGAUCGACAUGAAGAAGGCCCAAGACAGUGCGCAGCAUUUGGGCAAAACCCUCUACCACCAAGGAGACCUGUCAUACUUCGAAGCAGUCAAUAAGGAGACGCUCAAGAACUCCUACCAACGCUUUGAAGAGGAAGGCAUUAUUCUUGUCUCCAGGAACAAAGAAUCGCGCGCAGGGCCUUCUUUGAGUCUUGCUCCCGAAUGGACACCGGAGCGAGACCCUAACACUGGCAAAGUGCUAGAUCGCGGGCGUCUGUGGGACUUUACGGAGCUGAUCGCGCAGUCCCGUCGUGAGGGCAAAAACCGUCGAGAUGGAGCGACGGUCUCCUCCCGUGUCCUGACCAUGUCCGACCUCGUCGGGCGACAGCUCUUCACCGGCACCGCUCCUCCUGCUCCUGGCGAUGUAUCCUCACGACAGAUGCGCCGCAAGGCGAUUGCGACUGAUUCCAAGCUAUAA